AUGGAAACCAAGCUACAGAACAAUUCUGCUGAUUCUGAGAUUGAAUAUAUCUUGGAGAGAAGCUAUCAGUUUUGUGGACAACAUUUAUGGAUCAGUCAGAGCUCAAAUUCCCAGAUUGGGACUUCUGCUUUUGUAUGGGAAGCUGGUCUUGCUCUGUGUGAGUAUAUUGAAGAACAGAGGAUAAUCUUUAAUGGCAUGAAGGUGAUCGAACUGGGUGCAGGAACUGGAAUAUUAGGAAUCUUAGCAGUUCUGCUAGGAGGAAAUGUGACAAUUACAGACCAACCAAAUGUUCUAAAGCAAAUUGAACGGAAUGUUAUUGCCAGCAUCUCACCAUCUUGUAGAGAUCGGGUCAAUAUCCGUGCCCUAUCCUGGGGUCAUGAUCACACUCACUUUCCACGUGACUAUGACUUCAUUCUUGGUGGAGAAAUUGUCUAUUUUUCAAAGACCUAUCCCUUACUAAUAAAGACUCUACAACAUCUCAGUAGUGAAAGAACUAUCAUUUAUCUUUCUUCGAAAAUGUGGCAGGACUUUCAGAUCAACAAAUUCUAUGAAGACAUUCUACCUGAGCAUUUUAAUUGUGAACUGGUUUACAGAAAUGAAGAAGAUGACAUCAAUGUGUACAAAGUGACCAAAAAACGUCCAAGCUCUGGGGAUUAG
Molecule: messenger RNA, 657 nt
Organism: Stegostoma tigrinum
Lineage: Eukaryota; Metazoa; Chordata; Chondrichthyes; Orectolobiformes; Stegostomatidae
Product: EEF1A lysine methyltransferase 3-like
Exons: 3
Coding region: 1-657 (218 amino acids)
Biological process (GO): peptidyl-lysine methylation
Cellular component (GO): cytosol; cytoplasm
Molecular function (GO): protein-lysine N-methyltransferase activity
Source: RefSeq, a predicted model, not a curated record